UUUAUGCAGUUUGGCAACUUAUUUUAACAAGAACGUUAUUCAAGAAACCGAGUGGAGUUCUUCAAGUUAUGGAAACUAUUCGCUUUUUAAUCGUCAUUGCUAUCGCUUUGGGAACUUCAGUAAAAGCAAGCGAAGUAUGCCAUGAAGACCAGGAAGGAUGUAAACAUUUGAUAAGAAAGAGAAGAGAAAUUGUGCAAGGUCCUUGCAUUGCUGGUUCAAAAACACCACAACAGGCCAGUGACGAACUGAAAGGAUAUGAAGGACAGUUUGCUGUCAACUCCUACAACGACACCAGCAUGUCGAAAAAGCGCCAAUUCCUGACUGCUGCAAAGAGCUUAAUCCAUACAGUUUGCAAGAAUCUGACAGUUGGAACAGCUCCAGCACAAGCGGUCUCGAAACUUGCCGGGCUCCACGUGCAAAGAAAAGCAUGCAACGAAACCGACAGUACGCUAAGUGACGUUCCUUGUGAAGGCUGCUCUGGGGUUGCAAAGUACAGAAUUACAAAGAGUCUCUUAGAGAAAAACAGUCAUUGGAACUGCUCGCAGGACAACGAUAUCUGCGAUGGUGUAUGCAUCGGCUCAGUGCGCAUGCCCAAAGAUCUAAUUUCCAACUAUUCUACUGGCUGUAGAUCUCACGUGAUUCAUGUUCAGACGUUCAACCCCAAAACUGCUCAGCUAGUUCAAGUGAGCAGUUCCGGAGAAGCCAUGUUGGUCGAGAUUGAGUUUGACGCAAACGGGUCGAAAACAGACAGCUCUGACUAUAAGUGUUCGGUGUGGCAACACGAUGCUGGGCGUUGGGAUGGAUCAUUCUGUAAUUUGACCAUUCUCCCGCRAAGUUCCAAUAGUAAACCAUACGUGGCGCAAUGUAACUGCACUCGCCUUGGAUCAGUUUGCGUAGCUUUCUCUACGACAGACAUGAACUAUCCUCUAGGUAAUAGCCCUACGACGGUAGCACCCGGAGGCUCGAGCAGUACUACCGCACCUUCGGGAGGAAGUAGUGGAGGCAGUGGAUCGACCACCGCAUCCUCGGGAGGAAAUAGUGGAGGCAGUGGAUCCACCACCGCAUCCUCGGGAGGAAGUAGCGGAGGCAGUGGAUCGACCACCCCAUCCUCGGGAGGAAGUAGUGGAGACAGUGGAUCCACCACCGCAUCCUCGGGAGGAAGCAGUGGAGGCCAAGGAACAACAACCGCAAGGAGUGCUGACACUUCAGGUGCAGUUUAUGCGUCCUUGAAACUGGAAGGAGACUGCAACAAUAUAGUUGGCACCAAAAACGAGCAGCCCUUUCGCACAGCGGCCAAGGCAAAACUAUUAGAGGCAUUACGUGUACGACAAAGUCAAAUCGUAGACCUUAAAGUCAAGUGCGGCAGCAUCAUCUUGACAUUCUUCAUCAAUCAACUUGAUCCGUCCACUGUCCAAUACAAUAUAAGUAAUAUUGGGACAAUUACAACUUCAAACUUUUAUAUUUCACUCCCUGAUGGUACAACAUUCAAGGCAAUCCAAGCUCAUGUGGGAUAUGCUUCCGGUAAUGUCACCGUUUAUGCGCCUCCACAGCCGACUAUUCCUCCAACAACCGCUAAGCGGUACGAGCUAGUGUUUGAUUAUACUCCUAUCAUGGCUGCCAUAGCGCUAGGCAUCGCUUGUAUCGUGUUGUGUGUGUGUUGUACUUGUAUUAUUCAUUCGUGGUAUUUGAGAAAGGAAAAAUAUACUGAGUACAACAGCAUGACGAUAAAAGAAUACGAAGAAAAGAUGAGAGCAAAGCAACAGAAGGGAAUGGAAGGGAAUGAUAUUCCAAUGACAGAUAUGGAACCAGCAGCGCCAACAGCUCAACCCUUUCCCACGACAAACUUCGACAUGACUAAUGAAGAGAUGCCAAAAAUCAAUGAGAGAAGUCUUACAAACUACGACUGGGCUCACACUUCGUAUCUACCGGGCAUGCUCGCCCGACCGACUGAUACAGGGAUGGAAGAAGCACCAAGGCUAAUCCUAGACGAAGACUCGGACUCGGACUCGGAGGAUGGGCAGGAGAACGAAGGAUUCGAAAAGUCAACCCUCGACAUUCCUCAUUCGGCAUCACAUCUCAGCCUGGAAAAAGAAGGCAUUGAAGAAUCCAACGACGCUUUAUCGCAGAAAAACUUCGAGUCUCCGCCUCUCUACGAUAAUGUCACUGACUCGCCUGAAAACAUCCGAACCCCCGAGCAACAAGACAUCUACGAUAAUGUCGACUGCGAGAAUGAGGACGACAACUCCAAUGGACCGCCACCAUCGCCACCACCAAGGCCGACUGAGCCCGAGUAUUCUACGAUUGAGUAAUGACUCUAUUAUUGAUGGUGCACAAGCAAUCGCAAUAGUAUAUCGUGAUUUUUUCCCCCUCGCUCAACAGCGUUACAGUACGACUACCAUAACCGGGGUCACUUGAACAGCGAGAACCAAUCAAAUUCUAGAAUAAAAACAAUACAUUCCAAAGUUGGGUAG
Actinia tenebrosa (Australian red waratah sea anemone) is the source of this 2471-nucleotide messenger RNA. RefSeq lists its product as uncharacterized. The record is from RefSeq and is a predicted model, not a curated record. NCBI's taxonomy places the organism in Eukaryota, Metazoa, Cnidaria, Anthozoa, Actiniaria, Actiniidae.